AUGAAUAGUGAAACAUAUAAAAAGAUCGCUUUAUCCCAAAGAUAUUUAAACAGACCUAUCGUCAGAGCUGCGGGGCCCAUUGGAAAGGAUUCUUCAACGGAGAUCAUUGAUGUGAAAAGACUGUCUCAGAAUAUUACAUCGGGAAUUCAAUAUGUUGAAGUUGUCGACGCGGAAGGCCGCCUGAUUUGCAUAAACAGACUCGUGAGCACUCCUUGCUGGUUAAAAAUCGUCGAAUUUGCAAAUGACUGUCAGGCCUGUAACGUGCUUUUAAUGACUACCGCCGAGGGUGUAAUACUGAAAACUAUAAGGGACAUAACUCCCGGUGAACCACUGCUCAUGUGGUUUACCGAAAAUAUUCUCGCUAUGUUGAAUAUACCGUUCUUGACACCAUCUAACAUACAAGAUCAGAAUCGCUACGUUUGUCACAUAUGUAACAACUUGUUUGAGUUCCCAAAUCCUUUGAAGAUACAUUUAGCCCUAAAGUGCAAUCGACUGGACAGUAAUCAUCUUUGGUCCGUGUUAACCAAAGAGUUCAGCUUGUCGCCGAGAUCAAGCUUGUCCCUCAACCUGUUCUCCAAUCCGUCUUUCAAAUUCGAACUGACCAGAUUGUCGCAAACUUCGCCUGCCAGAAUAUCACCGAUCUCGGUAGAAACCAUGGAUAAUACUGUUUCCCUUGCAAAGAACAAUUCAUUGGAGUCUUCCGAUCAUCCCUCUCCAUCCUCUUCAAAUCUGCUAUCUUUUAAUUCUUCAUCCGUGCAAAUUUCACCAAACAUGCCGGCAAGAGCGUCCUCUGUAACGAAAGAUAUAAUUCACCGACAGUCUGCUUUCCAACCGUACCCAAAUCAAAGCAACAUCUUUAGGAAGAUCUAUCCGCUAACAAGGAACGAGACUGUUUUAACGCCCUACAAUAUUCAAGCGACCGCCGCACCAAUCAGUACUGACGUCCAUGCAGCGCAAGUGGAAACGAUAGUCAGCAAUCUCGGUAAAUCGAAGCAAGGACACCUCUGCAUUUAUUGUGGAAAAGUUUACUCGAGAAAAUACGGUUUAAAAAUCCACAUCAGAACCCAUACCGGUUACAAACCUUUAAAAUGCAAAUUUUGUCUGCGACCAUUCGGAGAUCCUAGCAACUUGAAUAAGCACGUACGGUUGCACGCGGAUGGCGAAACACCAUACAGGUGUGACUUAUGUGGAAAAGUUUUGGUCAGGAGGAGAGAUCUUGAGAGGCAUUUAAAAUCGAGACACCAAGAAAACAUAAACGAUAGUACGGAUACUUCGUCUGAUGGCACUGACGUUUAA
This is a messenger RNA of Bombus pyrosoma, 1296 nucleotides long. It is a transcript of the gene Prdm13, whose product is annotated as protein snail. Bases 1 to 1296 code for a protein of 431 amino acids. The record is from RefSeq and is a predicted model, not a curated record. Gene Ontology annotation, cellular component: nucleus. Lineage: Eukaryota; Metazoa; Arthropoda; Insecta; Hymenoptera; Apidae. The transcript has 4 exons.